Rubroshorea leprosula is the source of this 1416-nucleotide messenger RNA. The record is from the annotation of a GenBank genome assembly. Lineage: Eukaryota; Viridiplantae; Streptophyta; Magnoliopsida; Malvales; Dipterocarpaceae.
GCGCCUCUCUGCCCUCUACACCUAAUUGAUAUCAGAAGUGCAGGGUUCUCUGUUUUGUGUUCGACGAAAUGUCUCUGCUUUGCGAUCUCGUUAACUUGAACCUCUCAGAUACAACCGAGAAAAUUAUUGCUGAAUACAUAUGGGUUGGUGGAUCUGGCAUGGACCUUAGAAGCAAAGCCAAGACUCUCCCUGGGCCAGUAAGUGAUCCUCAGAAACUGCCCAAAUGGAAUUAUGACGGUUCAAGCACUGGCCAAGCUCCUGGGGAAGACAGUGAAGUUAUCUUAUACCCCCAAGCAAUAUUCAAGGAUCCAUUCAGGAGAGGAAACAAUAUUCUGGUGAUGUGUGAUGCAUACACUCCUGCUGGAGAACCAAUUCCAACAAAUAAGAGAUAUAAUGCAGCAAAAAUAUUUAGCCAUCCUGAUGUUCUUGCUGAAGAGCCCUGGUAUGGUAUUGAGCAAGAAUACACUUUGCUGCAAAAGGAUACCAAGUGGCCCCUUGGAUGGCCGCUUGGUGGCUAUCCUGGACCACAGGGACCAUACUAUUGUGGCGUGGGUGCUGAUAAGGCCUUUGGGCGUGAUAUCGUGGACUCUCACUAUAAAGCCUGUCUUCAUGCUGGAAUUAAUAUUAGUGGCAUCAAUGGCGAGGUGAUGCCUGGACAGUGGGAAUUCCAAGUUGGCCCUGCUGUUGGUAUCUCCGCUGGGGAUGAGUUGUGGGUGGCUCGUUACCUUCUGGAGAGGAUUACUGAGAUUGCCGGGGUGGUUCUUUCCUUUGACCCUAAACCAAUUCAGGGAGAUUGGAAUGGUGCAGGCGCUCAUACAAACUACAGCACGAAAUCCAUGAGAAACAAUGGUGGUUAUGAAGUAAUCAAGAGGGCAAUUGAAAAGCUUAAAUUGAGGCACAGGGAACAUAUUGCUGCUUAUGGUGAAGGCAAUGAACGCCGUUUGACCGGACGGCAUGAAACAGCUGACAUCAACACCUUCUCAUGGGGAGUGGCCAACCGCGGUGCAUCUGUUAGAGUUGGCAGGGAAACAGAGAGGGCUGGGAAAGGUUACUUCGAGGACAGGAGGCCUGCUUCCAACAUGGAUCCCUACGUGGUGACCUCCAUGAUUGCAGAGACCACCAUCCUGUGGAAACCUUGAUAGGGGCAAUGGGAUUGUGGGUUUAGCUCAGCUAUUCUACUUCCUGGAAGCACCAAUAACUUGUUCUGUUGCCAUUGCUUUCCAUCUGGGUUGUGUGUUAUUUAGGUUAGAUGAUGAUAUAUGCCGUGUUUGAAUUGCAGUCCUCCCUACUACGGUAAUUGGAAUAAUAAUACCAUUAUAUCGAAAAAUGGGCACAUUACUUCUGCAAUUGAUGUUUCUCUCUUCUUCGGUUCCUAGAUCAGACUUCCCAUGGAUGGCAGGAAAAAUUCUUCAGUUU